AUGGAAGAAUUAUUAAAAAAAGAAUUAAAAACGAGUAAAUUGGAAAGUUUGGGCUCAUGCUCUGGAGGUUAUAUUAACAUUGCCCAAGCGUUUAACACAGAUUAUGGUAAAAUAUUCGUCAAAACCAAUGAAAAACCACAGGCUGGUCUUAUGUUUCAAGGAGAGUUUAAAAGUUUAGAAGCUAUCAAUAAAACUGGUACUGUUAAAACUCCAAAACCAUAUAAGGUGAUAGACAAUCCCGCGGGAGGUAGUAUAUUCGUUAUGGAGUAUCUAGAUCUCAGAGGCAAAGUGUCCACAUCUUCUGCCCAACUUGGUCGACAACUAGCCAGCCUUCAUCUUUACAAUACCCAACUAAAAGAACAGAAGGAAAAGAUAGAAAGUUUUGUAGGAAAACAAGAAACGGUGAAUUAUGUAGAUCAGUUUGGUUUUGAAGUUCCGACUUGUUGUGGAUAUUUACCUCAGUCUAAUUCCUGGUCUUCUGAUUGGUUGAAUUUUUAUUGUGGAAAAAUAGAGGCACAGAUAGAUAGUAUAGAUAGAAGAGAGUAUAAUAUGAUAUAUAGAAAAAUCCGUGAUUUAUGGAAUACUCUGUUACCAGGGAUACCUAAAUUAUUUACUGGUCUAGAGAUACGACCUGCUCUUCUACAUGGUGAUCUUCAUUUUGGAAACGCAUCGGAGUCGUUACAUGGUCCCGUUAUCUACGACCCGGCGUCAUUUUACGGCCAUGCUGAAUACGAUCUGGCGAUAGCUCAUAUUUAUGGUAAAUUUGAACCCGAGUUUUUCCAGGCCUAUCAUGGGGUUAUUCCUGAAGCUGAUGGAUUUCAAAACAGACUGGAACUUUAUAAAAUAUUUCAUUAUAUAAACCAUUGGAAUCAUUUUCACAGACAAUAUCCAGGUAGAACUAUCGAUAUUUUACAUUCCCUGAUUAAAGCUACAAGAUGA
Molecule: messenger RNA, 939 nt
Organism: Lottia gigantea (owl limpet)
Lineage: Eukaryota; Metazoa; Mollusca; Gastropoda; Lottiidae
Exons: 7
Coding region: 1-939 (312 amino acids)
Source: RefSeq, a predicted model, not a curated record